Molecule: messenger RNA, 4133 nt
Organism: Piliocolobus tephrosceles (Ugandan red Colobus)
Lineage: Eukaryota; Metazoa; Chordata; Mammalia; Primates; Cercopithecidae
Gene: CEBPG
Product: CCAAT enhancer binding protein gamma
Exons: 2
Coding region: 661-1113 (150 amino acids)
Biological process (GO): DNA-templated transcription; regulation of transcription by RNA polymerase II
Molecular function (GO): DNA-binding transcription factor activity, RNA polymerase II-specific; RNA polymerase II cis-regulatory region sequence-specific DNA binding
Source: RefSeq, a predicted model, not a curated record
CCGCGGGGGCUCCCAGGGGACGUAGCGAAACCAAAACAGUAACCGGUGGUUCACAGAACCACCUCAGGAAAUGCUUCCAAAGGCAGGUCUGGCCGUCACAAGGCGACGGCUCUUCAGCCUCCGACACGAACCUGAGUCGUCCACAGCACUGGGCCGCAGCCAGCCCCGGCAAGCCGCCGACGGACCGCGGACGCCGCAGCGAGCAGCCGCCUGCUCCCGCCACACCCGCCGAGCCAGCGGCGCGGAACCACGCCCCCGCCGUGUGCCCGCCUCCCUCCGCUAGCCGGCCCACGAUUGGUCGGCUGGGGUGCCCGUCGCGAGAGAAGGCGGUGCCUCCCGCAGACCGGCGCUCCCAUUGGUCGGGAUGGUGGCGACGGCGCGCGCGACCCGGCGACGAGGGGAAGCCGGUGGCCGCGGCUGCGGAACGGGCGGAGGCUGCCGGUUUCGUAACCGUCGCUCCUCCUCGCUGACUCGCGGGCUGUGAGGCCUGGGUCGGCUCGAGCCGCACCGCGCGGGGCCGCUCGGAGUGGAGGCCGCCUGGGGGCAGGCGGGCUGGAGGAGCAGGUACGUGUGAAGAUUUUUUGGCAGCUUAGCGUGGAAACCAUUGAUCACCUUGCUCUCGUUUCUACCUGUUCUGUGUUGGCAAGGGAGAGUGCCCAAAUGAGCAAGAUAUCGCAGCAAAACAGCACUCCAGGGGUGAACGGAAUUAGUGUUAUCCAUACCCAGGCACAUGCCAGCGGCUUACAGCAGGUUCCUCAGCUGGUGCCUGCUGGCCCUGGGGGAGGAGGCAAAGCUGUGGCUCCCAGCAAGCAGAGCAAAAAGAGCUCGCCCAUGGAUCGAAACAGCGAUGAGUAUCGGCAACGCCGAGAGAGGAACAACAUGGCUGUGAAAAAGAGCCGGUUGAAAAGCAAGCAGAAAGCACAAGACACACUGCAGAGAGUCAAUCAGCUCAAAGAAGAGAAUGAACGGUUGGAAGCAAAAAUCAAAUUGCUGACCAAGGAAUUAAGUGUACUCAAAGAUUUGUUUCUUGAGCACGCGCACAACCUUGCAGACAACGUACAGUCCAUUAGCACUGAAAAUACCACAGCAGAUGGCGACAGUGCGGGACAGUAGACCUCACCCUUUCCAGACUUCACAGCUUCUGGCUUGAACGUUAAAGGUGUGACCACUGACACCACUCAUGUCAGUGGCUGAAAGUUGUCCUUUUCCAUGAUUCAAAGACCCAUUGAAGGUUAUUUUCUAGGAUCAGCACUGAAGAGUUGAUUAGCUAAAAAUGGUAGCCUUGUAAUUCGAAUAUCUGGUUUUAAAUGAUAGAGCUUUUUGUGGGGAUCAAAAUCCCCUAAAUGUUAAGGUAUAUGGUAAAAAAAAAAAAGAACUAUCUGGGAUCCCGAUGUUCUUAAUAAAUCCUGACUUCCCAAGAAGUGCUUCUUUUUUAAAUUGACAAAAGGAAUGGGGAACUGGCAGGCCAUGCAGAAGGUUCUUGGUUUUAAUGGGUAGACUGACUUGGAUUAAGAAAAGUUGAAUGCCACCUAUGGUAAUCUCUUUGUAAUUUUCUUCUAAAUUAUGUAUUAUAAAUUCAUAGAGCUAUAGAAAGCAAUGAGUGAGUAAUUUGGGGUGAUUUUAUGUAUGGCAUAAACUUUGUUUUAACAUAAUUAGUACUGUUUUCCCCCAAAAGUACAAGUUUUUGAAUAGUGAUGUCAGGUUAAGUAAAGAAACCUCAUCAUAUCUUAUAGGCAUUGUGUGGCCAAUUGACUUAAAAUAUACAAAUAACAUUUAGGAAGCAAAUAGAUUAAACACGAAAAUAAAACUAAAGCAUAGGAAUUAUGUUUUUGGGAUACCUUUGCGCUUAGAUUGGCAUUAUUUUAUUCUAAAAACCCAACUCAGUGGUGUAGAGAAACUUGUGUACCAAAAUUUUAGUUUGUGCAGAUGCUAGUAAAGUAAGUGUUUUUUUGGAUACAAUUUUGACAGCCAAGUUAGUAAACAAAAUGUCUUAACAGUUUGAUGACACAAUGUACUAAUUAGGGUUUGGAAUAUUAAUUCAGAAGGUAGUUUCUCUUGUGUUCAAAAUAGCUGCCAUGGGGCCAUUAUUUUUAAAGUCAAAAAUUUAUUCUGAAGGCUCAUUUUGGUAUUUGAUCUUAACCAAGUGACUGUUAGAGAAAUGUAUCAACUCCAUGCCAUCUCCCAAAAUAAUUGUCUAAGAAAACUUGAAAGUGUAAGGUUUUAACCUUUAAUUUAUUUCUCUUAAAUACAUCUUUUGAUAUUGUUUUUGUGACAUUUCUUUUUCUGGUUAGUGGACUUUCCAGACUUUGUACCACUGCUUCGUUUAUUCAUUUAUAUGCUUUUGUGUCCCAUAAAUUAUUUUAGAAAAUGCUGAUAAAACUCAGGAGAUUGACAUUUUUGUUGAGAUAAAAAAUGACAGUUGCUAAAGUAGGGACUCUAGAGCCUGGCUUACGUCAGUGUUGGUAGUUUAGAUUGUCUUUGUCAACGUUUUUUCUUUUCUCUUUUGUUUUGUUUUCUUUCUCUUUUUUUUUCUUAGCACACUUCUAGCUCAAAUUUGUGUAUUAUUUGUGUGCCUGGGCUGGAGAUGAGAGACUGAGUCAUAACUGAUUUAAAAGUUUGUGUUACCAGGUAUCUUAUUUGAACAUGGUCAUUUUUGGCCACGUUGCUGUUUCAUACUAGGACUUGGGAUGAUGUAGCCAGAAUGAAACUCAAGUUGCACCCUCUGGUUGGUGGAAGAGUGCUGACUGUGCCAUUUCUUGGCAGAAGGCAUCAUGGUGCCCAGCAACUCAGCAAAGCCCGUAUUAAGAGUCCUGAGGCCCUUCUGAAUGUAAAACAGGAGCCCAGGAGAUGCUGUCCCAGGAGGGCUAUUAACUCCCUAUAGAGCCAGGAGACAGGAGGGGGUUUCUAGGGUCCAACACCAGCUUACCUUGGAGUAUGGAUCUACCCAUGAAGGAUGAGAGAUGUUUUGAAUAACUAGCCAGGACACACCACAGGAUCCUACUGGAUUCUUAGCAGCUGAUUGGUAUUACAUAAUUUAAUUAAUUGGAGAUGCAUUAGGUCACUUGAAUGUAUAAGCACCUGUGGUAGGUGCUACAGACAUUUCAAUCUCUGAUUUACUAAAAAAUAUCUUUGGGAAUUCGAUGCCCCCAUGGAAUUUAUGGUUACGAGUUAUAUGAAUUGACUGAAGUAUCUUGAAAAAGAGACUUGAGGGAAAUCAUCAGGGGCGUGUACUCAGUAUUUCAAAUCAGAACACAAGAUUGGAUCUUUUGGAAAAAUGGGUUCAAGCUUUCCUGUUACCCAUGGAAAUGCAAAGUUUAGCACAAGCAAGCAAUUAGGCAGAGAACAAAAAUGUUAACCGUUGUGUUGUCUGUCUUCCUGAAGUGGUUGGAAAUUGUAAUUUGAUAGAUUUAUCAGUAUAAAAUUAGGGAAACCAAGUGUGGGGAGUGAAUCAAUUUAGAGCUUUGGGAACUGUAAGGUGACUUCUGUAACUUUCGUUCUGUGUGUGACCUGUGAACCAUUAGGAUAUGAUCUGCCCUUGUGGGCAGGUCCAGCAGUUUAGGAGUUAGGCUUUAGCGUAAGUUUCUAGCUGCAUAAGAUGAGUCUCCUGGGAUAGGUGCGCUUUGGCUGGUUUUGGCUGCAAAUGGUGAGAUCAGAGCAGCUCUUCCUGUCGCUGGCCCCUGAAAUCAGUUGUUAGGAUGCCAUUGCAGAUACUAAGUAGUAAGAUUUUAAACACGACCAGGUCUGAAAUGCAGGUCAUGAGUGUGAAAUUCUCAAAUUUACAUAACAAGUAGAAGUAUAGACAGUUUUUAACAUUUGGUAUUAAAGGAGAGGAAAUUGUAGCAGCUUUUCACGUUUCCUAAUCCCCGUUAGAGGGCUUGAGACCUUGUAUCUGAACAGCCCAUUUCACACUCAGUGCUUUUUGAUGCCUUAGAAAUAGGAGAAUUGUUUUGUUUGACAAAAGCUGGGAAGGAAAAAGUCCGCUCUGCAGCUGUUAGAUCUGCCUCUCAGGAAAAAGUACUAACUUGUUCUUUUUGUUCCCGGCUUUCAUCAAUUUGUGAAAUUUCUCUAUUUUUUUAAAUAUAAUUUUAUUUCUUUCAACAAAUUUAAAAUAAAAAACAACUUUGGAACAAUGA